Messenger RNA from Syngnathus acus (greater pipefish), 6725 nucleotides. Its product is annotated as Krueppel-like factor 6. Gene Ontology annotation, biological process: regulation of transcription by RNA polymerase II. Gene Ontology annotation, molecular function: DNA-binding transcription factor activity, RNA polymerase II-specific; RNA polymerase II cis-regulatory region sequence-specific DNA binding. NCBI's taxonomy places the organism in Eukaryota, Metazoa, Chordata, Actinopteri, Syngnathiformes, Syngnathidae. The transcript has 4 exons. The record is from RefSeq and is a predicted model, not a curated record. Bases 3501 to 4343 code for a protein of 280 amino acids.
GGGGUCCUCUGGGCUCUUUGGCUCCUCUCGUGGCAUUCGCAGCUGCCGCUGGGCCUGCGUGGGAGCGCAAGUCCCACGAUGGUCUUUCUCCGGGCAUGCAGAGUUGCAGAAAGCCAAAUUGAAGUGGGGGCUCCCGUUGUUGGAGACAACGUGUGUGCCGCUCAACUUGACAUUUGACACAAGUGCAGGAAGACGGCGGGCACGGAAAGCUCCCGAGCUGCGCUAGCCGUCGGCGCUAUUUUUAAGCCGGCUGCAUUUCCCAUCGGAAGGGACGCGGACGCUUCCCGUCAACAACAGGAUGCGGGCUGCUCGCCUCGGACUUCACUCGCUACACCUUUUUACUACGUUUUUACUCCCGUGUCGUGAAAAGCUGCUCACAGAAGCUAAGUUAGUCAGCCAACCAAAAUCGGCAAAAUCACAAAGACGAGCUGAGCGGCACAAUUACACAAAAGUUCCAUUGGAACUGCUUUGUCCUUAUUUUUAAGAUAUCAUUUCACUGCAUUUCUGUCAUGCCUCAUCCUGCUGACCCAAAAUAAAAAUUGCCUGUUUAUAUCAUUGAUAGGCAAAAUGAGUCAUUCAUAUUAUUUCCAAACAGUUUUUUCUAGAACAUCCUUGCAAGUGAUCGGCUAACAAGCUGUUGUUGUUCACGGUGCUGACCAAAUAUUGGACAGUGAAUUUGUGAUGGUUACUAUGGCAACGCCAGGCUGCUACAAUUAUAUGAAUGUCAAAGACAGACAAUCACUUUGAACGUGGACGCAGCUUGUUUCAUGUCUGGAAUCACUUUAUUCCUGGUGAUGGUGAUGAUGAUGAUGAUGAUGAUGAUGAGCGGCCGCCUGCUACCUUGACCGAGCCACCAUGAAGCGUAUCAAUGCUCAAAUGUCCUCGCCGCAAAUACAAAGCAGACAAAUAUGGACGCAAUAUUAACGAGGUGCUUUGUUGUUGCCGGACACUUCCCGAGGCACACCGGCACCAGAGAUGGGCCAAUAAUUGUACCAUGAGUUGAUUUCUAUUUUCAAAGCGAUGUUUUAUUUUCCAGAUGAAACGUCUUUUAUUAAUGAAGGAAAAGACAUGAUGUGAAAUAGUGAUUGUUUUAUUCUGAAAAACAAGAAGACGAAAAUUUGUAACAGUUUCUUUGGUUUGUUUGUUUUUUUGGACGGUUCUUAUAUUUCAACGUAAACAUGUUUUAUGAGCAAUUUUUUGCUGCGUGUGUGUGUUUGUGUGUAAUCCCGAGCUGUGCGCCGCACAUUAAACUUAAUGCUCUCUUAAUUACUUUGAGACAAUAAAGUGUCGUAAAGUUUACGGUGGAAAAGUGGCGCAUUUUACUACUUUUGUCAUAAAAACUACGUCUGCAUCAAUAUUGCAACUGGCCUGCUUCAAAGUGAGGCAACUAAUCACACGUGUGUAUGUGUGUGCGUGUGUGUGUGAGUGUGUAUCCUUGCACAUAUUCGCGGUCGCCAUUUUUUGGGGGGGUGGUCAUGUGAGCAUAAUAAAGUUGGAGUUUUUGUUAAGAUAAAUAAGAUGCAAAAUCAUUUCUUGAGAUUGAAAGUCAGAUUUUUUGCAUAAAAAGAUUUUAAUGUCUUGAGAUUUUGUGGGUGUAAAUAUUUUAUCCAUUAAACAUCCAAAAGAGAGAGAGGUGUUCCACAAGGCUCCAUUUGAGAGCCUCUUACAUUGGUUGCUUUAAUAGUUGAUUCUUUGUUUGGUUGCUCAUUUCAAUUUGUCUGCUGGUUCCUUUUUUCCUUGGUUUAGGUUGGUUAUUUUUGGUUGGCUGUUUGGUGUAGGUUGGUUGUUGUUUGGCUGCAUUGUUGGUUCAGUUCAGGGCUCGAUUCAAAUGAUCAGUUUGUCACUUUAGUUUGGUUGUUUUGAUUUUUGUUGUUUGACUGGUUGAGGUUGUUUUCUUGAGCUUGUUGCUUUAGUUUCUAGCAAGUUCCCUGGUUCUCAGCAGAGCCUUUGUAAUCGUCUUCAGUAUGAAAUGGGGUGGGGCGGGGCCUUAUAUGCAAUGUGACAUUUCCCCAAAUGCACCUUUGACGUUGACGUCCUAAUGAGACGCAAAUCAUGAACAUAAAUCGACAAACGCAAAACCUCUGAUUAAUAUUCAUGAAGGCAGGUAGGGGGAGAGGGCCAUUUCAAUCUGGUCUUUGGAGGGAUACCUGAUCUUAUUUUCUGGAAUCUUCUCCUUCUCCGUCUUUGUUGUCUGUUGUGCCUUUUCCCAGGAAAUUACUUUAAUUAGUGGUCGAAUUAUUAGUACAAAGUGGGAAUGUUUUUCUCCCAUUGAAGUUUUUUCUCUUCAAAAUACAGUCGAAUUCUGACUUCGACCUUAAUUCGGUUCAGAAAACUGGUCAGAGUUCGAUUUGGUCGGAGUCCGAUUCAAUUCUUCCCCAUAAGAAAUAAUUGAAAACUGAUUAAUCGGAGACGCCAUUAGCUAGCCUCGAGACGUGCUUUAUCUUGUCGAGCCGAACCGAAAGUUGCUUCGGGAACGCUCGGGGACGUGGAGAUACCGUCAGCUAGCCUCGACCCGGCUCGGAAAGCUGUUCGGAGUCCAAUGUUUUGUUCGGUUUCGGGAAUUCAAAAGCUUGGAAUUUUUUGUUCGAACUCCAAUUUGUUCGAACUUGGAGACGUUUGAGGUUCUACUGUAAACCUUUGUCUAUUACUUUCUCCAAAAACUUUUCUUGUAAGAUUGUUUGCUAUUGAAAAAUGCUUUCUUACCUAUCAUACAACUGUGGUUUAUUAUAUAACUUUAUUUUCAGAAGUACAACUUUUCAAGUUAUUCUCGAAUAUGAUGUAUUUUUCUUUUUAGUAUUUUAUUCUGUACUUGAACUGAGACAUGCAAUUACGUUAAUAUUUCAUGACGUUAAUAUGGAUGGAUGGAUGGAUGGAUGGAUGGAUGGAUGGAUGGAUGGAUGGAUGGAUGGAUCGACGGACGAACAAUCAUGUUCAGACCUCCAGUGGACGGAGGUCUUAGCGGCACCUUCUCGUUCUCAGCAGCCGGACAGGAGCGCCUGUACCCGGCUGCGCUGUCUGAGCUUGCGCCGCUGAUCCUCCGGAGAGUCAGCAGCGCCUGGCGAGCCAGCCGCGCACUCACGGAGACCUCCGCUCGCGUUUUGCUUCCUGGUUGUGCGCGCAUAUAUAGCGGCCUAAAAAUAUCUCCGGCGCGGCCCAAUGAGCGGUUGGAGCUGCUGAGUUCUGCAGCCAACUGGGCCGCGGCAGGGGCUCCGGCCGCGGGCAGGCAUUGGCGCGGGCCGCAGCGGCAGGCGGGUCGAGCGCUCCCCGGAGCUCAUUGGCUGGACCAGCAUGAAACGUCACGGCAUCACGUGGUGCAUGUUCGUGUGUAGUUGUAACCGCGAGAGCGAGGUGGGAGGGAGACGCGAGUUUAGAGGGAGCUGACACUCGGGAGCAGACUUCAGUUAGUGUGCGCUGCGCUCCGGAACAAGCGCGACGUACAUGCGCACGCUCGCUCGCUCGCUCGCUCGCUCGCACGUAGGACCACCAGGCAUCCGGCUGAGAUGGACGUCAUCCCCAUGUGCAGCAUCUUCCAGGAGCUCCAGAUCGUGCACGACACCGGAUACUUUUCCGCCUUACCGUCCCUGGAGGAGUAUUGGCAGCAGACAUGCUUGGAGCUGGAGCGCUACCUUCAGGCCGAGCCGUACGUGUCGGCGACCGAGCUGAAGUUCGAGAACCAGCAGGACCUGUGGAGCAAACUGAUGCUGGCGUGCGGCGACAAGGCGGCCGACCCCAAACUGGCCAAGGAGGACGUGGACCCCCCGGAGAGCCGGGACAACGCCGCCGGCUGCUGCUUCCACUCGGACGCCAGCAGCGAGGCGUCGGACAGCUCCGAGGAACUGUCGCCCGCUCUCGACUUCCCCGUCGGCUCGCUGGCCGACCUCCUGGGCGACAACCCCGAGGACCUGAGCGCAGCCGCCGCCGUCAUCAUCGGGACGCCGCCCUCCUCGCCUGAGCUGGCCAAGGAGGGCCCGGCGGGGCCGCGGGCGUGGGGCAGCGGCCAGCACGUGACGGCGAAAGGCAGGACGGGCGGGGCGGAGAGGGCGGGGCUCGCCGGCGGGGAAGUGUCGCCCGACGGCAGGAGGCGAGUGCACAGGUGUCUCUUCAACGGAUGCAGGAAGGUGUACACCAAGAGCUCGCACCUCAAGGCGCACCAGCGCACCCACACAGGCGAGAAGCCGUACAGAUGCUCGUGGGAAGGCUGCGAGUGGCGCUUUGCGCGUAGUGACGAGCUAACGCGCCACUUCAGGAAGCACACCGGCGCCAAGCCAUUCAAAUGCAGCCACUGUGACAGGUGUUUUUCCCGCUCGGACCACCUGGCCCUGCACAUGAAGCGGCACAUCUAAGGCGGCGGCGGCGGCAGUAGCGGCCAAGCGGACGGAUGUUUCCUGACCUGUGUGGCGUCAGCGAGGCCGGUGAGGCAUUCGACGGCGCAGCGCGGCAGACGACGUUCCGCUCAGCAGGAAGUCAACGCAGGCUCUCAUUUUGCACCGUACUCAGUGCCUCCGACACCUCGCUGAACUGGAGCAGGAGCGUUCCGGAAAGGACAGGAAUUUGUGUAUGGUGUUUGACGCUUUUUGUUUUUUUUUUGGGACACAACCCGCCCCUGCUCCCUCCCCACUACCACUGCCCAAAGGAUCUUGGGACUUUUUGGGGGGCGGCGGAGUGUUUGGACUGCGGAUGCCUGCGGCGGUUUUCUGAAGUGCGCCGUGCAUGGUGGACGAAUGGCGUCUUUCGAAUGGUGAGUGAAUGAAAAGAAAGCCUGGUGAGCAGACGAGGGCUUCUCUUUUUGUGUGUGCGCCCUCUGGAAGCCUGGAGGUGGAACUACGGCUCCCUGCUCUUUAAAACAAACACAAAAAGAAAAAAAAGGAGAGAGGGAGUACGUUUUGUUUUGGUGCAGCUCAUAAAUGUGCAAUGUAUGAUGUAACCUGUCUGAAAAGAUACACGCCAGAAAGCUCUUUUUCCUUGUUUUUGAAGCAAGACAGGGAAAAUUGGACGUUGAACGCCAACAGUGUCACUCAGAUACGCUGCAAAGGAACACCAUCAACGCUAAUCUCCUCAGAUUAAUCUGAUCAUUUUCCAAUUCUGAUCAGAUGUAAUUUUUGUCUCAUAAAACCAAAAUCUCACUGUCAUCUUCUAGGAUUCAAACUUUAUAUUUCAAUCCAUUUUUUGUCUUAAGACAAGACAACUCAUCAUAACAAUCUUGCAACAGUCAGAAAUCUUUGAAUAGUCCAAACUUUUUUCUUGCUAGAAAUCCAACAAGACUCCCAAACUAUGAUUAUGUCUUUUGUUUUUAUUAAUACAAUUAAUCCAAUAAGAAUUUUUGUGAAAUACAAACAUAAAGGGAUAUUAUUCCUUUAAACUUUGGAGGGCUGGGAUCUAAAAAUCUGCCUAAAUCUACAUCAAGCAUAUCACCAAACGGGUUUUGGUUUGAAUUCCGUUUUUUUCUUGUUUCCAAGAGGCGUGGUGUUUUUUUUUUUUGUUUUUUUUUAAAGAUUCAUCAUGGUUGUGCCAACGCUUCAGUUAACUUGACAUCCAAAAAAAGGUUACAUUGCCAACUAGUGUCCCGGCGUGCACAUUGCGGCGUGUUCACAGGCUGCGGAUGUCGUGUGAAUGUUGGGGGGGUGUUGCAUGGGGGGGGUCAGUUCGCAUUUGUUGCGCUUGGAGAAUGACUUGGUUGGAGAGCAGCUCGCUUCAUGUUGCUCUUGUAGAAAAACCAUCAGACCACUAAGAGCGCUUUUGGGGCCUUCACUUUUUCUUUGGCUUGGAGAUGGAGAGAGAAAAAAGUGCACUGUUGACCUUCCUGAUGCCUUACGCAAGUGGCCUUGUCCUCUUUAACACACACACACAACACACACACACACGCGCGUGCAGCAAUGUAGUUGUUGAAAAAGCUUUACAGACGCUCAUUUCCUCCUACCCCGCCACAAUAAAUCGCGUGAAUCACAGAAAGACAAGAUAGACAUUUUCAUGUUUGGUUUUUUUUUCUUUUUUUUUCUCCCCCCCCCCCCCCCCCCCCCCCCAACUGAGUCAGACGGGAAUGCGUGGGUGGAACUUCUGGGAUUUGCUACUGAGUAGUAAACCUUCUCCUCACUCUAAAGGAGAGAGCUUUCAAAAAUCAAAAGAUAAUUUACGUGACUUUCCUCCUUGUAAAUUUUGACAUUUCAAUUUUGGCAUUUUGACUCAUUUGUAAUGUUACGUCUUUUUCCGGAAAAAAAUGACUUUCAUCUAGAACAUUUUAAACUUAUUCUCCAAAAGAUCCAAUUUUAAUUUUCUCGUCAAAACGAUUCUGACUGUGAUGAUUUUUUGCCGACGUGUUUCUUUCUGGACUCAUCAGACGCUAACGAAGUGCGCGAGCGGUUUGUCGUUUGGACCAUUGAUUGCAACGUUGACCAUUUGUAGCUUAUGGCAACAAAAUAAAAGAUGCACAAACUUGCAUCGUGUAAUUUUCCAACCUUUCUUGAUGAUAUGACUUUAAUCUUGUGAUGUUGCCAUUUUGAUUUUUGACAAAAAAAAAAAAAGACAAAAACUUACAUCUUGAAUGGGGAGUUGAGCACAGAUUGUGGAAGGCUUUUGGCUCAUCUCGCAGAUGUAAGCUAAGCUAAAGGCUAACAAAAGCGCAACUUGUGGCGCGCCAACAAGCGUGAGCCUCAUGCUCGACAAGAUGAGGGCGGCCAUUGUCCCUUGUUUUGCUUCUUUUUGUUCUUCCACUUGGCGAGCUUGACAAA